Laccaria bicolor S238N-H82 is the source of this 351-nucleotide messenger RNA. RefSeq lists its product as uncharacterized. Bases 97 to 351 code for a protein of 84 amino acids. Lineage: Eukaryota; Fungi; Basidiomycota; Agaricomycetes; Agaricales; Hydnangiaceae. Gene Ontology annotation, biological process: nucleosome assembly. Gene Ontology annotation, molecular function: DNA binding; structural constituent of chromatin; protein heterodimerization activity. The transcript is spliced from 3 exons. The record is from RefSeq and is a predicted model, not a curated record.
UCAUCUCCACUGACCUUCAGCGCCAGUCCUCGUCACUGCCACUGACACCAACCUUCACACCCCCAACAACAUUUCAACACGCACGCACGUCACAACAUGUCUGGACACGGAAAAGGUGGCAAGGGUCUCGGCAAAGGUGGUGCUAAACAUCACCGUAAGAUUCUUUGCUACAACAUCCAAGGUAUCAUGAAACCCGCUAUCCGUCGUCUCACUCGCCGUGGCGGUGUAAAGCGUAUCUCUGGUCUCAUCUAUGAAGAAACCUGUGGUGUCCUCAAGAUCUUCCUUGAGAACAUUAUCCGGGAAUCCGUCACCUACACUGAGCACGGGGAUACUAUUUUGGAUCACAUUUAG